UUGUAGCGACUUCCUGCCAAAUAGUUGUCCCUAACAACACACGGCGCCCCACCGAGGGAAUUUCAGUUCAAGGAAACAUAAAGUUUCCUCGAAAGUAGCACUUGGUGAGAUGGGCUUUGGCCAAAGCAGCAGCAGCAGCAACUGCAGAGACUGACGGCGCGGAUUUACUUGGGUGGACAGUGAAGACGUCAUCUUUCACAGCCAUGAACGAGUCGCAAGAGGUUCCUGAGCUACCUACAAAGAAAGCUCGGCAUGAUCCAGAAGUGAAUCAGGAGGGUGAUUCACGUGUGGUUGCUAAUGACAGCAGUGACUCCCCAAACCGGGACGACUCAACUGCACAGUCAGAAGUCAAUUCAUAUCCACCAUCAUCUGUUGCUCACUUGCACUUAACAGUGCCUGGAGGUCAAGAUCAGUCAAAUCAAGAGACGAUUUCAAGAUCCCAGGGCUGUGUCACAGAAAAUGCAUAUACUCACAAUGCAGUGACGUGCAAAGACCUUACCACAACCACAGCCACUGAAUAUACCUCACAGAUCUACCAAGGAAGCAACACGGCUGUCACUGCAUAUGCCAGCCAAGGGGCUUUCCCCUCCCUGGGCCAGUCGACCGUAUACAGCGGCUUUCCUCAGUCCGGCCAGACGUACGGACUGCCACCAUUUGGUUCCUGUUUCACUACAUCCAGUGUGUACACUAAUAUCCCCCCAGGAACUGCCGUGACCACAGCCACUGGCACACAUCAGGAGUUUUCAAAUUACAACUCUCUUGGCCAGAGUCAGUUUUCCCAGUACUACGUUCCUCCUCCCAGUUACCUGUCCGCUGGGCUGCCCAGCAAUGAUAGAGAUGGAGCAGGUGUAGUGGCACCUGGAUAUCCAGCCAUUAAGACAGAAGGCAGUGCCUCUGCAAACUUGCCCAACACAACAGAUGCAUCCCCAGGUGUGACGCUCCCAACUGGUGUGGCUCUGCCUGCUGGGAUGGCCCUUCCCACAGGAGCACAAGACCAGGACGAGCCCAACCGCAAAAACCCUCCUAGCAAAGCUAAAGGCAAAGCCAAGAAACCAGACGGUUCCCAGUCCACAGACAAUGACCUUGAGCGUAUCUUCUUGUGGGAUCUGGAUGAAACCAUUAUCAUUUUCCACUCUCUUCUUACUGGUUCAUUUGCACAGAAGUUUGGCAAGGACCCAGCAACAGUUCUCAAUCUGGGUCUUCAGAUGGAGGAGUUGAUCUUUGAGCUUGCAGACACGCAUCUCUUUUUCAAUGAUCUGGAGGAAUGUGAUCAAGUCCAUGUUGAUGACGUUGCCUCAGACGACAAUGGGCAGGAUUUGAGCAACUACAACUUCUCUAGCGAUGGCUUUAGCGGGCCCAGUGUGGGCGGUGGUCCGGGUUCCACUGCAGCGGUACAGGGAGGAGUAGAGUGGAUGCGUAAGCUGGCUUUCAGAUAUCGCCGUCUCAAAGAGAUCUACAAUGGAUUCCAAGGGAAUGUGGGAGGUCUGCUGAGCCCAAUGAAGAGAGACCUACUGCUCAGGCUUCGCUCAGAGAUUGAGACCGUUACAGAUGCUUGGCGGAGCACUGCCCUCAAAUCUCUCUUGCUUGUACAGUCAAGGGGCAGAUGUAUGAAUAUUCUGGUCACCACCACUCAGCUAGUUCCUGCUUUAGCUAAAGUGCUUCUCUAUGGACUGGGUGACGUCUUUCCCAUCGAGAACAUCUACAGUGCUACUAAAAUAGGAAAAGAGAGUUGCUUUGAACGCAUCAUCGCUCGCUUUGGGAAGAAAGUGACCUAUGUUGUUAUAGGGGACGGCCGUGAUGAAGAGUUUGCAGCAAAGCAGCACAACAUGCCAUUUUGGCGAAUCUCUUCACAUGGAGACCUGAUUUCCCUUCACCAAGCUCUGGAACUGGACUUCUUAUAGAUUGAGUU
Molecule: messenger RNA, 1909 nt
Organism: Rhinichthys klamathensis goyatoka
Lineage: Eukaryota; Metazoa; Chordata; Actinopteri; Cypriniformes; Leuciscidae
Gene: eya3
Product: EYA transcriptional coactivator and phosphatase 3
Exons: 18
Coding region: 204-1901 (565 amino acids)
Biological process (GO): multicellular organism development; negative regulation of extrinsic apoptotic signaling pathway in absence of ligand; cell differentiation
Cellular component (GO): nucleus
Molecular function (GO): protein tyrosine phosphatase activity
Source: RefSeq, a predicted model, not a curated record